Plodia interpunctella (Indianmeal moth) is the source of this 2390-nucleotide messenger RNA. RefSeq lists its product as uncharacterized. The record is from RefSeq and is a predicted model, not a curated record. NCBI's taxonomy places the organism in Eukaryota, Metazoa, Arthropoda, Insecta, Lepidoptera, Pyralidae. The transcript is spliced from 7 exons. Gene Ontology annotation, cellular component: membrane. Bases 200 to 1168 code for a protein of 322 amino acids. Gene Ontology annotation, molecular function: phosphatidylinositol bisphosphate binding.
GCGCAGUCUCUACCGGUCCCUACAGGGCAACACUCGCGUCUCUUCUCGUCUCACACCAGCUGAUCGGAUCAUGACAUAAACAGUUUCAAAUAAAGCAUAUUUUUGCAUAAACUUGUAAUUAUAUUAUAUAUAUAAUUGUAUAGAGUAGCAGUUGAGUGGUCAAUCGUGUUUUGUGCUUUAGCGGUCAAGUGCGGACACGAUGCCAGCGGAAAUCAAAACAGUUGUGAUACAUCGUAAAAUAACGCCGGAAUUAUCUCAGCACAUGCUAUCGGACAUCGAGAAGUUGCCGGGCGUGCAACUGGGGGACUUUCUGCUUCAAAUUGAGCUAGAUGAGCCCAGAGAGUCUGUCCGAGAGAUCGCCAGGAAGGAGCUGAGGGAGACGCCAGAGGUCGUGAAGCCAGCCGUUGACGAGUUGAGGCGGCUGCUGAAAGAGGACAAAGAUUUAUACGUGCCACUAGACAACGACGCGUGGUUGAUUCGGUUCCUGAGGCCAUGCAAGUUCUAUCCCGACAGUGCUCAUGAUUUGAUAAAACGUUAUUACGCCUUCAAGCUGAAGCAUCACAAGCAGUAUGACGGCCUGGUGCCCAGCAAGGAGACCAACAUCUUCAACCAGAACAUCCUCACAGUCCUGCCCACUAGGGACCAGCUUGGCCGUAGGGUGCUUGUCCUGGAGUUGGGAAAAAAAUGGAAACACAACAAAUGCUCGCUGGACGAGGUCUUCAAGGGCUGCGUGCUGUUCCUGGAGGCGGCCAUGUUGGAGCCCGAGACUCAGAUUUGCGGCGCUGUGGUCGUGUUCGAUAUGGAUGGUCUCUCACUGCAGCAGGUCUGGCAGUUUACACCACCCUUCGCUAAGAGAAUUGUCGACUGGCUGCAGGAAAGCAUACCCCUCCGAGUUAAGGGGCUAUACAUAGUGAACCAGCCAUACAUCUUCAACAUGGUGUUCCAACUGUUCAAGCCGUUCAUUCAGGAGAAGCUGCGGUCCCGUAUCAUCUUCAUCGGCAACGACCGCGACCUCCUGCACUCGUACGUGACGCCCAAGUGCCUGCCUGACUGCUACGGAGGCACCCUCAGCUUGCCCAGGGUUACUGGCGCACAGUGGUUGGAGCUCUUGCUAAUGUGCGACCAGGAAUUUAGUGCAAUUAAUUCGUAUGGUUACAAGAAGAAGUAAACAACCUGGAGGAAUUAGUGCAUGUGUGAUAUUUGUUGAAGCAUAUCGUGAUACACUGAUAGAUUAAGAAUAUUGAAAUGUCAAAAAUAGUUUUUUAACAUAUUAUUUUUGGUAAAAAUACAAUAUUAGGCAAAACGAAUGUACCUUUAUAACAUUAAAAUUUUGUUCGUUUAGCGUUUUGGAUAUCUUAAUUUAAAACUUACAAGCUGCGUAUAUAAUACCAAUCUAGGUCAAAAAAAUAUCAAAAUUUUACAGUUAUUUUAAUUUUUAGAUAAAGUAGGCCUGUGUUGCCAAUGCCUGUGUAAAAAUGUAAUAAUCUCUCAAACAUUCCAAAGUAUUGACAUUUUUUUUGUACGUGAAUCUAGUAUGUAUCUUGAAAUAGUCACUAUUGCAUUGUACAUAUGCACUCGUAAAUAGAGCAAAAUUGUAUAUUUUUAAGAAAUAUAUCUUUUAUUUUUUAAAUUAGUUUUAGAAAUUUGUAAAUCUUUUAGAGUAAUUGAAAAUAAUUCGUAGCUGGGGACUCAAUAUUUUUAAAGUAAUGUAGAAGUUUAGAAUUUAUAUCAACAAAUAGUUUUAGUUUAAAAUGGUACAAUUUUGAUAACAAGCGGUCUUGAGUGACAAAACAGACUUGUUGUUGGAGUAUUGUCUUAUAAUUUUUAAAGUGUAUAAAGUAAUUGCCCAAAUAUUAGAUCUGAUAAAUAUAAAUGAUCGGUUUAAAAAAAAUUCCUGGGAAGUUGGACACAACGAUGUAUAUUUUUAUCUACAUGCUUACAGAUAUUAUAUGUAAAAAAAUUAUAAAGGUUUUUUGUUUUAUUCAAAAUACUUAUAUAGAAAUGCAUUUCUCUUACUGUGGAUUCGAUGGUUAAGGCUGUGAUAUUGUCUAUUUCUUUAUUUUAUUUAUCAAAUGCCAUAUUAAUAAAAACAAGUUUUGUAAAUCGUUAGACAUAAAUGCGGACCAAAAUAUAAAUUAUUAAUUGCUAUCAGUGGAUAUUUUAGUACAAUAUUAUUAAAGCAGUUUUACCUGUACAACAGGAUUACUUACUUAAGUUUGAAAACAUCACAUUUUGGAAUUCAAAUUCUUGGAAAAUAUACUCAUAAAUGAUGUAUUAUAAAAGUAAGUGUAAUAAAUGAAAUUUAUUCAAGAUUGUGCGUAAGACAUUUUCAUGUUGAUAUUAAAAUAUACAUAUAUUUUUAUAAAUAAAAACAAAUGUUUAUAAAAAAA